Messenger RNA from Bufo gargarizans (Asiatic toad), 3382 nucleotides. Its product is annotated as dipeptidyl aminopeptidase-like protein 6. The record is from RefSeq and is a predicted model, not a curated record. Gene Ontology annotation, biological process: proteolysis. NCBI's taxonomy places the organism in Eukaryota, Metazoa, Chordata, Amphibia, Anura, Bufonidae. The transcript is spliced from 24 exons. Gene Ontology annotation, molecular function: serine-type peptidase activity; dipeptidyl-peptidase activity. Bases 1 to 2220 code for a protein of 739 amino acids.
AUGAGUUUAGAAAUUUAUGUUAAGAGUUUGUGUGUUAACCCUGCUACAUCUGUACAUCUCUUCCUAACAAAAGGUAAAGAACUGUUAUUUAGAACUCAGCAAGGCAACGUGGUAAAGCUAAAUGUGGAAAAGAACGAGUCUACCUUACUAAUAGAGAAGAAAAUGUUUGACACCUUCAAGGUCAGUAAAUAUGAAGUGUCUCCAGAUAUGAAGUACGUUCUCCUCGCAUUUAAUGUCAAACCGAUUUACCAGCACUCGUUUACAGCGCAGUACGCCCUAUGUAACCUCAUCACCGGUAAACUUACAGACUUAAACCCACCAGAAGUAGAAGUAGAGAAAGCAUAUCUCCAGUAUGCAGGAUGGGGCGCUAAGGGCCAGCAACUGAUUUUUAUAUUUGAAAAUAACAUCUUCUAUAAAAUGAAUGCUGACAGCCGCCCCAUUCGCUUGGUCUCCACUGGGAAAGAAGGAGUCAUUUUUAACGGGCUGAGUGACUGGCUUUAUGAAGAGGAAAUAUUUAAAAGCCACAUUGCCCACUGGUGGGCUCCAGAUGGCGCCAGACUAGCAUAUACAACAAUCAACGAUACCAAAGUCCCCACCAUGGAAAUCCCUGUGUAUACAGGGUCAAUUUACCCAACGGUGAAAAAUUAUCAUUAUCCAAAGGCCGGCUCUGAGAAUCCAGUUGUCACCUUACAUAUUGUCAACUUGAAUGGGCCUCUUCACCACGUGGAAAUGACACCCCCUGAUGAUCAAAGAAUGAGAGAAUACUAUAUAACUAUGGUGAAGUGGGCAACCAAUACCAAGGUGGCAGUCAACUGGUUAAACAGGGCACAGAAUAUCUCCAUUCUGACACUGUGUGAUGCCAUUACCGGAGUUUGCACAAAGAAACACGAGGAUGAAAGUGAUGCCUGGUUACACAGACAGAAUGAACAACCAAUCUUCUCAAAGGACGGCAGAAAGUUCUUCUUUGUCAGAGCAAUUCCACAGUUGGGUCGUGGGAAAUUUCACCAUAUUGCAGUCUCUUCAUCACAAGCUAACAACAGUAAUGACAAUUUACAGUCUAUUACCUCAGGAGACUGGGAUGUUACAGAGAUUCUGGCAUUUGAUGAAAAGAAUCAAAAAAUCUACUUUCUCAGCACGGAAGACUCCCCUACUCGCAGGCAUUUAUACAGUACUAACACCAAUGGGAGCUUCAACAGACAGUGCAUCUCGUGCUUAUUGAUUGAGAACUGUACUUAUGUCAGCGCCUCGUUCAGUCACACUCUGGAGUAUUUCUUGCUGAAAUGUGAAGGUCCAAGGGUUCCAGUUGUUACUAUUCAUAACACAACAGACAACCAAAGUCUCAUUGAACUGGAAAACAAUCACAGAGUGAAAGUUGCAGCAGAUAAAAAACAGAUGCCUUACUCCGAGUUUCAGUACAUUCAAGUGGAUGACUAUAAACUGCCAAUGCAGAUUAUCAAACCGGCAACCUUCAUAAACACAGCGCAUUUCCCUGUUCUCCUUGUUGUGGAUGGUAAUCCUGGCAGUCAGAGCACCUCAGAGAAGUUUGAGGUCAACUGGAUAACAGCGUUGGUCAGCUCUUUUAGUGUUGUUGUUGUAAAGUUUGAUGGACGUGGAAGUGGCUAUCAAGGCACAAAGCUUUUGCAUGAAGUGAGGAAAGAGCUGGGAAGUUUACAAGAAAAAGACCAGUUGUCCGCUCUGGGAUCCAUAUUAAAAGAACAGUACAUUGAUAAGACGAGAGUCGGUGUUUUUGGAAAGGAAUAUGGAGGAUAUUUGAGCACACGUCUCCUGACAUCCAUGACAGAUGAGCUGUUUGCCUGUGGAGCAGCUCUUUCCCCUAUAACAGAUUUUAAACUAUAUGCAUCUGCCUUUUCAGAAAGAUAUUUGGGACUGCAUACCAUGGAUAAUGGAGCAUACGGGGCAUAUGAGUUGGCCAAAAUAACAGUUCGAGAGUCCUUAUCGAAUAAAGCUAAAUUUUUGAUUAUCCACGCUACUGCAGAUGAAAAAAUCCACUUCCAGCACACUGCGGAACUCAUAACGAAUUUAGUCAAAGCCAAAGCCAAUUAUUCCUUACUGAUAUAUCCUGAUGAAAAUCAUUAUAUGAAGAGCCAAGUAAUGGAGCAGCACUUGCACAAGUCCAUUGUGAAUUUCUUUGAAGAAUGCUUCAGAAUUCAAGAUAAGCCCCCUGUAGUAGCCAUAGAAGAAGAAGAAGAAGAGGAUUAAGUUUUGUUCGUGCCAAGUACAAACCAGUUCUUACAUAACAAUAUGCAACUGAAUUGUUUUCCUUGGAAACUACAAAAUGUUAUGUUUAGCAUGUGUUUAACGGACCAGUGCCCUCUAUGGCUUAUGCGACCGUCCCACUUCCCAGGAAGAAGAACGUGAAGCAUGGUGGACUCAGCAAACAGUGCUGUCUAAUCAAGCAGCUUUUUGUUACCAAUAAAGGUUUCUUGUACUUCAAAAGAAUAAAAAGGGGCAGAAAAGAAAAAAAGAAAUAAAAAAAAGGAACAGAAGAAGAAAUGAGACUUUUUGAGGAACUCCAAGAAGAUUAUUACACAGACUAGACAACCUGUUAAUUCAUGAAAACAACAGUAGCAUUUAACCCAUUAUUAUUCCUGCUCUAAAUUGCCAUUGAAUUUGAGUCUGAAGAAACUAAUCCUGUUAGUACAAAACAAAGAUUAUAGCACAAUUACUUUAUCAAUACUAAUUUACAGUUUGCUUGCUCAGUAUCCCACCAUGAAAAAAAAUAAUAUAUAUAUUACAACUUUCAGGGCAGCAGAAACAGACACAAUGUAUUAACCUUAAUCAAAUUAUGUACAUCAUGUUGUUAUUUCGUUUUUCUCUUGUUUUACUUCCUUAAAUUUUUUUACUCAUCUCACAUUUUGCUGUUUGCUUUAGUGUAUGAAAGAUGCAUAGACGUAUUCACUGUCACAUAGACAAUAUUAUUCAUAGGCCAUUUUUGUGGAGCCCUGACUUGAAUAUAUUAGUCUAAUACAUUAUAGUUCAGCUCAGGAGGCAACCUUUUACUUUGUGGCUGUGCAAAUUUGGAAGUCUUUUCUAAGCCAUUACUUCAAAGUCCGUAAAAUAUACUAGAUAGAUAGAUACAUUAUAAAAGAGGUUGACAGAGAAAAUGAAAAAUCUCCUACAGCCCUCCAAUAGUCUAAAAUUAAAAAUGGUAUUGUUCUUCACUAGCGUUCUCUGAGGCACCGGUCCGAUUCUUCUGCCACAGCUUGUUUACAAGCUGCAGCGAUAAUGUGCUGGUUUAUGGUAUGUGACUGCAGCAGCCAAUCACAGUCCUCGGCGGUCUAAGGCCUUAUGCACACGACCGUUCCGUUUUUUGCGGUCCGCAAACCGCAGAUCCGCAAAGCUCGAACAAGAAUAGGACAGG